Salarias fasciatus (jewelled blenny) is the source of this 3320-nucleotide messenger RNA. It is a transcript of the gene dusp22a, whose product is annotated as dual specificity phosphatase 22a. The transcript has 6 exons. Gene Ontology annotation, cellular component: cytosol. NCBI's taxonomy places the organism in Eukaryota, Metazoa, Chordata, Actinopteri, Blenniiformes, Blenniidae. The coding region runs from base 195 to 824 and encodes 209 amino acids. Gene Ontology annotation, molecular function: protein tyrosine phosphatase activity. The record is from RefSeq and is a predicted model, not a curated record. Gene Ontology annotation, biological process: protein dephosphorylation; signal transduction.
GCUCGCCGCUCAUCACUUGAUCCUGAUAAUCAUGCAUCGUUGCUUCAGGCCUUGUAUGGUGAUGGGGAACGUUUCCUUUGCAGGAAAGCAGUUCUUAAGCCAUAAGCCUUAAAUCCAAUCUGUCUCGACCAGAACCAUUCUUCUCUUCAGAUGACCUUCUCCAAGCUGAACUGUAAUGAAGAACUAAACGCAGCAUGUCUGUGACUUUUGCUUCGCAGGUCGUUGAUGGGCUCUAUCUCGGGAACAUAAGAGAUGCUGAAAACAGGGAAAGCCUCGCUAAGAAUGGCAUCACCCACAUCCUGUCUGUGUACAACAAUGCAAAGCCUGUGUUUGAGGACAUGACUUACCUUUGCAUUCAUGCAGCUGAUGCAUCCAGCCAGAACUUAUUACAACAUUUCAAAGAGUGCAUCAGCUUCAUUCAUGAAUGCCGCUUGAACGGCGGAUCCUGUCUAGUUCACUGCCUUGCAGGUGUGUCCCGAAGCACCACCAUGGUGGUGGCCUACCUGAUGACCGUCACUUACUACAGCUGGGAGGAGUGUCUGUCCGCUGUCAAAGCUGUUCGCUCUUUCGUUGGUCCGAACUACGGCUUCCAGCAGCAGCUGCAGGAGUACCAGACCACACAGGUCCCAGAGUAUCGCUCAUGGCUGCACUCCAGCUACGGUCCCAAUCCGUUCCAUGACCAGGAGCAAGUGGGCGCUCUGCUCAGCCAGUACACAGAGCAGCAGGAGAGCCAGAGGAGAGGAGCCGACCAGCGCUGGAUCAGCCAGGGAGUCGCCGACUGCGCUCUUCCCUCCAAAACACAUCCUCCUGAAGGCAGCAGCUGAAGCCCUGCUCCUACAGUCACGCCAAAGUUGUGCCCAUCGCUGCCUGGAAAUAGCAGCACCUACUAUUCAGUGCUCAUUUCCAAAUCAACCCCAAACUGUGUUCAACUUCAUGGGAUGUUCUAAACGUCCAACUCCAAGUCAAGCACUUUGACCUUCUUUAUGCGCAUCUGUCCCACCAGUAAGGUUUAAGCCAUGGGCUUCGAUCGAGAAUCGUGCUCCAGCCUCAUAUCCACAGCCUGCCACACUACCCUGAAGCCAGAACACGAGUGUUGGUGCUCACAGACGCCUUCUUCUGAAACACCUCGACACCUUUAGCCAUAAUGAUUAACAGAUACUUUACAGUGUUCAGCUCAGUAACCUUCUAGACUUGACUCGUCAUUGCUGUCUUAAAGGAACAUUUUGCCUGCAGUGCAUUUUGCCCUCAUGUCCAGUGACAUUAAAUCACAUAUGAUAAUACCUGAUAAAUAUCUCAACCAAACUUUUAACAUGCAGUUGAACAAAUUGAAGUUAUCAGUAGAGAGCGUGGGAAAAGGGAAGGUUUGUGUGCUUAUUGGACAGACAACAGCAAAAAACAGUAGAAAAACAUGUCGUGUUAUCGAUUAAAUGAAUAGAAACAAGUGUUUGGAUCUAAAUUAAGAUUUUAAAAUCAACAUGCAUGCGUUUGUUUUGAUCCUGAAAAUGUAGUUUGUCCAUCCAUUUUCUAACGCGCUUGUCCUUUUCAGGGUCGCGGGGCGCUAGAGCCAAUCCCAGAGCCGGCACACAAUAGACAACCAGCCACGCACACUCACACCCAGGGACGAGUUAGAGUCGCCAAUUAGUUUAACACGAUUGUUCCUGUACCGUAGGAGAAAGCCAGAGGGAACCCACGCACACACGGGGAAAACAUGCAAACUCCACAGAGAAAGGCCCCGAGCCUUCGGUUGAACCCGGGACCUUCUCGCUGUGAGGCAAGAAUGCUAAUCACUGCUCCACCGUGCGGCCCGAUGUAUAUCUUAAUACAGUAAUUACUAUUGAUCUGGUUCAAAUGUGGUUCACAUACAAUGACAGUGAUUCAGUAAUUAUUUAAAAUUGAACUCAGAAUAAUAGAAGGGGCCAGACGAGGCGUCCCGACUCACACUGCCAGGCUGACAUCUGUUUGUAAAGUUUUAAACGUUUUCGUAUCAAAGCACAAGGGGACAUUGACCACAAUAAAACCAUCUUCAUAUAAAAUCCAUGUAUUUCAGAGUCAUUACAUAUGAACUGCAAUAUUUAGAUUCUGUUCAUCUUUGAGGAAUAUUCCAACCUGUGUGCAAAACAUCUGCCAUGAGAUCCAAAGUCAUCGAUGCACAUUAAACCACAACACAUGAAAAAAAUUAAAUAUGAAAGCAGCAAAAUUGUUCUAGACAUUAUCAGAGCUGCUUUUCUUAUUCUUGCAAGCAGUUGGUGACACAUCCGUUUGACGUGUGUGAGAAACAUUCGCAGCUCCUCAUCAGCUAAUGUCCCCAAAACAAGAGGGAGAAGUUGGAAAGUCGGUUUGGCAAAAUGUUCAUUUAAGUCCGACACAUCUGUGAUGCUACUUAAGCUGAUGCUGAGGUUAAACAACUACUUCUCAUGAAGGAUCUCUGAAUGCGUAAGUCUUCCUGAUGUGAAUGAAGCUCUGCUUUAACAUUGUAUUGUGAUGAAGAAGAAUUUUUUUAAGGAAUUUCUGUUCAAAUCAGGGGUGCAGUCAAUUAUUUUAACUGUAUUUAUGUUUUGGUUGUUUGUGUUUUAUAAUAAAACGCAGUGACUGACUAAAAAUGGAAUUGCUCAUAAAUCUGUAUCUUCAACACUGAGAAAUGAAGAGUAAAUUGGUGUAUUUUAGAAGUCAUUUUUUGGAUGGGCCCAAAGACUUUUAAAUCAGGAAACAAUUGUAGAGCACUUGAAUGCAAACUAAUCACAGUUGCUGUUAAAAAAAAAAAUAAAUAAAUAAAAGUGCUGUAGGCCUUAGGAUACAGAUUCAGUUUCAAACCCCUAUCAAUAUCAGUUGUUCAUUUUUUGCCUACAGAGAAUACUUUAAAGCCAGCUAGUGGAAGAAAGAAGUUUUCAGAGAAUCCAUUCAUGGUUUUGACUUUUUUUCAAGGUAAAAGUCUAAUGUUGAAUUGUUCAAUGUGAAUUAUUCUUGGAUAUUAGUUUACAAAUGUAUUGGUUAUGGAUUAUAGGUAAAGACCAGGUGUAACUGUCUGCUGAAUCAUUUCUAUUGCUUCUUCUACAUUAUUCCACCAACCAACUGGACAAAACACAUGAAAUAAAUGUAGCCUUUAAGAUCUUAAAAAAAAAACUACUGACUCUCUCACAUGGAGGGUUAAACUCAAUAUUUCUAUCUCAAUAGUAGGAUGUUUAUAAUUUCUGUUUUAUGUCUUACAGUAAAAUUUACAACUUAAUGCUACAUUUAUGUUUUCCGGUGUGCUUCUCUAAUAUUUCUGACUGAAGCCCGAUUGGUAUAUCCUACUGAAUGAAGUGUGUGUGUGUGUGUGUGUG